Suhomyces tanzawaensis NRRL Y-17324 is the source of this 2445-nucleotide messenger RNA. RefSeq names its product DNA repair protein (gene RAD16). The record is from RefSeq and is a predicted model, not a curated record. The coding region runs from base 1 to 2445 and encodes 814 amino acids. Gene Ontology annotation, molecular function: metal ion binding; ATP binding; ATP-dependent chromatin remodeler activity. Lineage: Eukaryota; Fungi; Ascomycota; Pichiomycetes; Serinales; Debaryomycetaceae. The transcript has a single exon.
AUGGCUCCGUCUCAGCAUGACAACUCAGUUAGAUCGGAUGACUCCGAUUCAUUUCAAGACGGUGGAGGCGGAUUUUUAGUGAAUGAUCCUGACCAUAAACCAAGGAGGUCUAGAAGGGUCAAGGAGAACACGUCCUAUAAGGAGUCCUCAGGAGAGGAGGAAGCAGUUGACUUCUCUAAUGUGGAUGUUCCAGCUAAAAGAGGGAGACAAACGCGUUCUACUCCCAAAAAGAGAAAGAAGGAGAACACUGAAGAUGCAGACUUUAAUUUCAAGAUUAUAGAUGAUGAUGAAGACAAUGACGACUUGAUAGAGAUUGUCAGGGAUCAGAAGGUUGAGAGAAAUGGAGAUAGUGCUCUUCAAGCAAUAGACUUAUCGGAUGCAGAGGAUGAUUUGCCGUUAUCGAGCCGGACCGAAACGAAAAAACCCAAGAAGAGAGCACCCAAAAAGAAGAAGGAGCCCAAGGUCAAAGUUCCAUAUUUCACCAGAACAACCAACAAAUUGUAUGAACAUCAUCCCCACUUAAAGGAAGUGUUUCCGUACUUGCAAUCCCUUGCGAAAAUUCCAGUCGAAAGAGCAGCCCAGCCCCCUGGAAUGACAAUCAAAUUACUUCCCUUUCAGCUCGAGGGUUUAAAUUGGUUAUUAAAGCAAGAAGAUGGAGAGUUUCAGGGUGGUGUAUUAGCUGAUGAAAUGGGUAUGGGUAAAACUAUCCAAACGAUAGCAUUGUUUAUGAAUGAUUUGACAAAGCGUCCUAAUUUAGUGGUAGGUCCAACCGUGGCAUUAAUGCAGUGGAAAAAUGAAAUAGAAAAACACACAGAUGCGGGUAAACUCAAAGUUUUGUUAUUUCAUGGUGCAAAUCGUGCUUCCAGUGCAGAAGAAUUGGAGAAGUAUGACGUUAUUUUAACAUCAUAUUCCGUUCUAGAAUCUUCUUAUAGAAAGCAACAAUACGGGUUCAAGCGUAAAAACGGAGUUGUUAAGGAAAAAUCUCCCUUGCAUGAAGUUCAAUUUUAUCGAGUUAUUCUAGAUGAAGCUCAUAAUAUUAAGGACAGAACGUCCGGGACAGCCAAAGCUGCAAAUAAUUUAAAAACCCAUAGGAGAUGGUGCUUGACUGGUACUCCAUUACAGAAUAGAAUUGGUGAGAUGUACUCACUUAUAAGGUUUUUGAAGAUUGAACCAAUCCACUUAUAUUUCUGUACGAAGUGUGAGUGUCAGAAUGACGAAUGGAAGUUUUCUGAUUGGAGACAUUGUGACCAGUGUGGUCAUUCGCCGAUGUUGCAUACAAAUUUUUUUAACCAUUUUAUGUUGAAGAAUAUUCAGAAACAUGGCAUUGAAGGAGAUGGAUUGGUUAGUUUUAACCAUAUCAGACUUUUAUUGAGCAACAUUAUGUUGAGAAGAACGAAGCUUGAGAGAGCAGAUGAUUUGGGAUUGCCUCCCAGAGUUGUCGAGAUCAGAAGAGACAAGUUUAACGAAGAAGAAAAGGAUUUGUAUACUUCACUCUACAGUGACUCCAAGAGAAAAUUCAAUGACUAUGUGGCCGAAGGUGUUGUGCUUAACAACUACGCCAACAUUUUUACCUUAAUUACCAGAAUGAGACAAUUGGCUGAUCAUCCAGACUUGGUUUUGAAAAGAGUAGGGACUAACCAAAUUGCCGGAGAUGUUGAAGGUGUGAUUAUAUGCCAACUUUGUGAUGAUGAAGCCGAAGAACCUAUUGAAUCUAAGUGUCACCAUAGAUUUUGCCGAAUGUGUAUUCAGGAAUACAUUGAGUCUUUUGGUGGUGACGAAAAGAAGUUAGAGUGUCCAGUUUGUCAUAUUGGUCUCUCCAUAGAUUUGGAGCAACCUGCCAUAGAAGUUAACGAAGAAUUGUUCUCGAAAGCUUCGAUUGUCAAUCGUAUUAAGUUGGGGUCACACGGUGGGGAGUGGAGGUCUUCCACCAAGAUCGAAGCAUUGGUCGAGGAAUUAUACAAGUUGAGGUCCGACAGACACACCAUCAAGUCUAUCGUUUUUUCGCAGUUUACAUCGAUGUUGGAUUUGAUCGAAUGGAGGUUAAAAAGGGCAGGUUUCAAGACCGUCAAGCUCCAAGGUUCGAUGUCACCACAACAGCGUGAUAAUACUAUUAAGCAUUUCAUGGAAAACACAGAAGUGGAAGUGUUCUUGGUGUCUUUAAAGGCUGGUGGUGUUGCAUUAAACCUUUGUGAAGCUUCACAAGUGUUUCUUAUGGACCCAUGGUGGAAUCCGAGUGUGGAGUGGCAGUCAAUGGAUCGUGUUCAUAGAAUUGGGCAAAAACGGCCAAUUCGAAUCACCCGGUUCUGUAUUGAGGAUAGCAUCGAGCUGAAGAUUAUUGAAUUGCAAGAGAAAAAGGCUAACAUGAUCCACGCCACCAUUAAUCAAGACGAUGCCGCUGUCAGCAGAUUGACACCAGAUGAUUUACAGUUUUUGUUCAUGAACUGA